AUUUCCAUUCUUUUCUUUCACUACAUAGUUUUUUCAGAAGAAGACUCCUUCAAGGAUGAAGGUGGAUCUUAAAACUUGUUGGGGCGACGGAAACCAAUGGCGCCGAGGCACUUUGCUCGGAAAAGGCGGUCACGGAGCGGUUUUUCUAGGGCUGCUGAGUUCAUAUAAUCCCCCGAGGUAUAUUGCAGUAAAAUCAGCUGAUGCUUCCAAGUCAAAAUCGCUCAAAGCUGAGAAAAAGAUACUAUCAUAUAUGGUAGGCUCCCCAUAUAUAAUCCAAUGUUAUGGAGAAGAAACCACAACCCGAAGCGAUGGAAAUCUAGUUUAUAACCUGCUCCUGGAAUAUGGUUCUGGUGGGAGUCUUGCCACCAGGAUUCACAGUUCUCCAGGAAACGAUAAUAAUAAGAUGUCGGAAUUGGAAGUGAGAUGGUACACGAUAUCGAUUCUUCAAGGAUUGUUUUAUAUUCAUGAAGUCGGGUUCGUGCAUUGUGAUCUCAAGCCUGGAAAUAUAUUGCUGGUGCCCUGGAGGAUGACACCAAGCGGGAAGGUACUGUCUAUGGCGAAGAUUUGCGAUUUCGGGUUGGCGAAAAAGGCUGCACCGCUACAGCGAAAUCAGAAGAGGAAGCGGGAAUCCGAGAAAACCGAGAAGAAGAAUAGGUGGAGGGGUACGGUUAGGUACUUGUCUCCAGAAGCCGUAAGGGACGGCGUGCAAGAACCGGCUAGUGAUAUGUGGGCGCUUGGAUGCGUCGUGCUUGAGAUGUUGUCUGGACAGCGUCCGUGGGAGGUUGAACAUCAGACAGGUGGGAAGGAAGCGGUCCUGGAAAAGAUUCGAAAGGGUGAUUCUGUGCCUGAGAUUCCUGGAGGCAUAUCGUCAGAUGCUCGUGAUUUCCUGAGGUGUUGUUUGAGAAAAUCGGCGGCGAAUAGAUCAUCAGCCAAAACACUGUUGCUUCAUCCCUUUGUUAACAAUCUUCAGUCAUAUCUUAAAUGA
This is a messenger RNA of Oldenlandia corymbosa var. corymbosa, 985 nucleotides long. NCBI's taxonomy places the organism in Eukaryota, Viridiplantae, Streptophyta, Magnoliopsida, Gentianales, Rubiaceae. The record is from the annotation of a GenBank genome assembly.